This is a messenger RNA of Myxocyprinus asiaticus (Chinese sucker), 3934 nucleotides long. RefSeq names its product CUGBP Elav-like family member 4. Lineage: Eukaryota; Metazoa; Chordata; Actinopteri; Cypriniformes; Catostomidae. The record is from RefSeq and is a predicted model, not a curated record. Gene Ontology annotation, molecular function: mRNA binding. Gene Ontology annotation, biological process: mRNA splice site recognition; regulation of alternative mRNA splicing, via spliceosome. Bases 407 to 1975 code for a protein of 522 amino acids. The transcript is spliced from 14 exons. Gene Ontology annotation, cellular component: nucleus; ribonucleoprotein complex; cytoplasm.
UUGAGCUAGCCCUGUCUGUUUAAACCGGGAGGACACCCAUACCGACUUCUCAAUGCAAAAAAUAAAAGGGUAGCUAGAAGCAGCUAGGGGCGAGGGGAACGGAGGUGUGAGUAGAAAGCGCGAGCUCUCGGUCUCUCUCUCUUCCUUUUAUUAUAUAUAUAUAUAAAUGAAUGAAUGAAUUAUUGAGUAGAAGGGCACGCGUACAAGGAAACACGCCUCCGCCUGGACUAACGAACCUCGAAGCUUUUUAUAUUUGACUUGUGUUCAAUGGUACUACGUGUUUCUAUCUGUACAUUUUGGGCUCGAGAGUAGGACGCGUGUCAAGUCUCGCGCACGUCAUCGUAAAACACUACGGAAGAUUGUUUUUGCUCGAUCGACCGCUGCUACGAAACUCCUCUCAGAGAAGAUGGCAACUUUAACAAACGGACAGGUGGACGGCAGCACGGUUCACGGAGGAGCGGCCAGUACGAACGGGCUCGUGAACGGAAUAAGCCACGCGCACAGUCCCGCGAGCUGCGCAACCAUUCCCAUGAAGGACCACGAUGCCAUCAAACUGUUCAUCGGACAGAUACCGCGCAACCUUGACGAGAAGGACCUCCGGCCGCUCUUUGAGGAAUUUGGCAAGAUCUAUGAGCUCACCGUGCUGAAAGACCGCUUCACUGGCAUGCACAAAGGCUGUGCCUUCCUCACAUACUGUGCAAGAGAAUCAGCGCUAAAAGCUCAGACCGCGCUACACGAGCAGAAGACACUACCUGGGAUGAACAGACCGAUCCAGGUGAAACCAGCAGACAGUGAGAGCAGGGGAGAAGACAGAAAACUCUUCGUUGGCAUGCUGAACAAGCAGCAAUGUGAAGAUGAUGUGCGACGCCUUUUUGAGUCCUUCGGCUGCAUCGAGGAGUGUACCAUCCUCAGAGGUCCUGACGGAAACAGCAAAGGUUGUGCGUUUGUGAAGUAUUCCACUCAUGCAGAAGCUCAGGCCGCUAUUAGUGCUUUACACGGCAGCCAAACCAUGCCUGGUGCUUCCUCCAGCCUGGUGGUAAAGUUUGCAGACACAGAUAAGGAGCGGACCAUUCGACGCAUGCAGCAGAUGGCCGGUCAGAUGGGCAUCUUCAAUCCGAUGGCCCUGCAGUUUGGAGCGUACGGUGCCUAUGCACAGGUCCAGCAGCAGGCAGCACUGAUGGCAUCAGUUGGUCAGGGAGGAUAUCUAAGCCCUAUGGCCGCUUUUGCUGCUGCACAGAUGCAACACAUGGCCACCAUCAACGGCCUCCCAGGGGCUCCCAUGACCCCAACAUCAGGUGGAAGCACGCCCCCUGGCAUCACGGCUCCCACAGUGACCAGCAUUCCAUCUCCGAUCAGUGUUAAUGGUUUCACAGGGCUGCCACCUCAUCAGGCCAAUGGCCAGCCCCCAGCAGAGGCCAUGUUUACCAAUGGGAUCCAUCCUUACCCAGUUUUGCAGGAGGUGGUGUUUAGGGAAGACUCGGAGAAGGGCGGCCUGGGCGUGGCGCAGAGGAGUUGUUUUGGGGUUCAGGGAAGCUGCUUCCUGUCCUCCCUCUCAGAAGCUCAGAGUCCCACUGCAGCAGACCCCUUACAGCAGGCUUACGCUGGAGUCCAACAAUAUGCAGCAGCCUUCCCUGCUACAUAUGGACAGAUCAGCCAGGCUUUUCCCCAACCACCUCCCAUCAUCCCCCAGCAACAGAGAGAAGGGCCUGAAGGGUGUAACCUGUUUAUUUAUCACCUCCCUCAGGAGUUUGGGGACGGCGAGCUGAUGCAGAUGUUCCUGCCUUUCGGUAAUGUCAUCUCCUCCAAAGUGUUUGUGGAUCGGGCGACAAACCAAAGUAAAUGCUUUGGCUUUGUGAGCUUUGAUAACCCGGGUAGUGCCCAGGCCGCCAUCCAGUCCAUGAACGGCUUUCAGAUCGGCAUGAAGAGACUCAAAGUGCAGCUGAAGAGGCCAAAGGAUGCCAACCGCCCAUAUUAGCCCCGUCCCCUCCCCCCAGCCACCCCUGACCCUGGGGGUGAAGGCCGCCGCUGCGCACAGGGAACGACAGGUUUUGUAGUUGGAAUACAUGUUGAUAACAUGCCAAAUGUAUUUGAAAUCUAAGAAAAACACAACAGAUCAAGAUAAUCAGGGCUGGGGAAUCAGCUGAAGUGGGACAUGUGGAUGAUGUAGCCGUGUGAUACACAAACACCACCAUCACCAGGCUCAAUGGACCUUUUUGAACUUCAACAUUGAACUCAGGGGAGCCGCGGUGUUACUGGACCAUGCCGUACUCCCUUUUCUGAAACCUCCCCAAGCCCUUAUUUUGCAGAACCACAGGACGAAUUAUUGAAGACCAACACAUUAAUAUACUUAAAAAAAAAAAAAGAAAAGAAAAACAAUGUAUGCCCUUCGAAGGCACUGAAUCUAAGAAUAAAUAGUAAGAGAAAAAAAAAAACACUUUUUAAAACUAAAAUAGACUUUUAGAGGGGAAUCAUGUACUACUGAACGUGUCUUUGGGAAAACUUUUUAAAGAACUGUUUUAGAAUUUAACAAAAAGGACUUAAAAAAAACUUGAAAGACAAAACUUUUUGGAAGGAUGUGACAAUUCAGGACACGAACUCGCUUCGACUUGAGAUGGCCAACUUUUUCUUGGAGUGCCUGUCCAUUUCCAGGGACAUCGGCUGCCACAAACCACAGCCUCAGUCUGCUGGGAGACUUACCUGUCAUUCCUUAGUUGUGUAGGGACCAAAUGACCAAACCUUUUUAACACAAAUGAAAAAGAAAAAAGAAAAAAAGACUGUAACAUAAUCAGACCACUGCAUCUCUUGCUGUGCCAAUCGGUUUAAGAGUUGUAUUUAAAAAAGAUAUAUGUAUAAAAAGAACAUAUAUGACUAUAUGCAUAAAUGCAUACAUAUAGAUUGCUGAUAUGCUUUUGAAUACUGGCAAAACUAUUUCCGAUGGCCGUCAAGGCCAUUCACUUCGCUAGUUUACAAUUACUGCUCAAAAUGAAGAAUAUUUAUUUUUAUUUCUCUUCUAGUUUUCUCUGUGUUGAGAGAAAGGGUGCAUGGGAAGGGUUGUUCCAUAGUGCAGCCUUACCUUUUCUAUUUUAAUGUCCUUACCUUGUAGUUAAGAGACCAUCUUAAAAAGGUUUGAGAUAAACAAUCCUGUUUAUAUAUAACGUACAUACGAUAUGUAUAUGUAUAGCAGAUGUUCAAGCAAUAUGUAUUCAUAUGUAUGCACCUGUAUAGCAUAUAUAUGGAUACAUAUGAUAUUAAUCCCAAAACCCAUAUAUGUAUUUAUAUGCAUAUAUUUUAUAUGUGUGUAUAUAUAUAUAGAAACCGGCUAUUCAAUAUGUAGAGCUGUAAUUUUUUUUGUAGAUUUAAAAUGGAGUUUGAACCACUGCUCUGCUUUGGACUUUUAGCACUUGGAAGACUCUCAAAUCGGCAGCUGCAAUCUGCAGGCAUUCCUCUCUGUCUGAUAUAACAUUCUCUAUCUGCUAACACACACACACAUACUCAAGGGUAUGAAAACUGAUAUAGUUUCUGUAUAUAUGUGUAUAUGCUAUUUACAAAUGCAAAAAGUCCUCCUCUCAAUUGAGAGUUUAAAGAGAAUGAGUAUUAUUACAAAAUAGUACAGAAAACGUUACGGACAUAUCUGACUCCCCGCCCUACAAAAUACUCUGCAAACAUUUGCAAACACGUGUGAUAUACGAACAAACAAAAGAUAUCUAUCCACUUGAACUGAGAGCUGGCUUUAAAUACGGACACCUGACGGUUUUUUAACUCUGCUGCGAUUCGCGCAUGUUGCGCCGAAUUAUUGGCUAGCGCAAGCGCAUCCGUUCACCUUGCAGCACUGUGCUACAAUGCUAGCAGCCAUUCAUUAUAAUGAUGUCAAAGCAACAGAAACACUCUACUUCUUUUAUAUAUAUAUAUAUAUAUAUAUAUAUAUAUAUAUAUA